AUGGCUAAGUUCUUCGUCGUGAAGAUAGGCUCACGUUACAACGCCAUCAUAGGGAGGCUGACCCUUCACGCACUCAAGGCUGUUAUCUCGUCUUACCACCUUACCAUGAAGUUCCCUGCGGAGCAUGGUGUAAGGGUAGUUAGGGAAAACCAACAAGUUGCUAGUCCUAGACAGUGCUACGUUGUGACGCUAAAAGGCAAGAAUAAGGAACCAUUCAAUCAAGGCCAGUCGGCCGAGGAUCUCAUCUCGGUUCCCCUGGACGAGGCCAAGCCCGAGAAGACGACACAAGUCAAGCUGAGCGUGAACCUGAGUUGUAGGUCAAUUCAGCAAAAGAAGAGGAACUUUGCACUGGAGCGCUGGAAAGCCAUCAAAGAGGAGGUGGACAAACUACUUGACGAUGGCUUCAUAGGACAGGUGUACUACCCUGAAUGGCUAUUUAACAUGGUCAUGGUUAAGAAAGCUAAUGGAAAGUGGUGCAUAUACAUUGACUUCACAUAUCUCAACAAGGCCUAUCCCAAAGACAACUUUCCUUUGCCAAUGAUUGAUCAUCCCAUUGUUGCCACCACGGGGUAUGAGCUACUAAGCUUUGUGGAUUCCUUCUCCGGCUACAAUCAGAUAAAAAUGCAUCCUAAUGAUGAAGAGAAGAAAUCGUUCAUCACCGAGCACGACACCUACUACUAA
Messenger RNA from Nelumbo nucifera (sacred lotus), 681 nucleotides. RefSeq lists its product as uncharacterized. The record is from RefSeq and is a predicted model, not a curated record. NCBI's taxonomy places the organism in Eukaryota, Viridiplantae, Streptophyta, Magnoliopsida, Proteales, Nelumbonaceae.